CUGAUGAGACUGAGAAAGCCAGUCCUAACCAAGAGGUACCCAUGAGGGCCCAGCCCUCGGAGGGCCUCUUUGAAUUCCCGGCUUCCUAUCAGGAGCUCUUUGAGUUCUUCUGCACUCACAGCACGGUCCACGGCGCCAUCCGUUUGGUCUGUCCUGCAGAGAACAAGAUGAAGACGACUUUCUGGACGGUGCUCUUCUUACUGACCGUCGCCGUUCUUUACUGGCAGUUUGGGGAUACCCUCCAACGCUACUAUGGCUACCCUGUGAACCUGAAGAUCAGUCUCUGUGCAGACAAUCGGACAUUCCCCGCUGUCACGCUGUGCACUCUGCGGCCCCAACGGUACAGCGCCAUCCAGGAGGAGCUCCAGGAACUGGAUCGCAUCGCCCACCAGGCACUGAAGGACCUGUAUGGCUUUGAGAAAGCCCAGGACCAUCCCCUGCUAGAGGUCCCCCAUCUUCCCGCGUCCUCCACUUGGCUCGGACACAUUCAGCGUCACCCGUUGCAACAUUUAACAUCCGAGGAUCCGACCAGCCUUGAGGGGAGCAGCCAUGAUGGAGGAGUCGGCUUCCUUCUGUGUAAUGAAAGCAAUGGAGACUGCUUCUACCAAACCUUCUCUUCUGGCAUCGAUGCUGUCCAGGAGUGGUACAGAUUCCAUUACAUCAAUCUCCUGGCACGGUUGCCCAGCGGCCAGGUUCCGGAUGAAGACAGUGAUGCAAAUUUCAUCAUUUCCUGCCGCUUCAACAAGGAAUCCUGCAACAAGGACAAUUUCACCCAUUUCCGUCAUCCUACCUAUGGGAAUUGCUUCACACUCAACGACAAGACUGAUAGCACACAAUGGAUGUCAUCCAUGCCUGGAAUCCAACAUGGCCUCUCCCUUUUGCUGCGCACGGAGCAAAAUGACUCGAUACCGCUGCUGUCUGCGGGGUCUGGCGCUCGGGUGAUGGUGCACGACCAGAACGAACCUGCCUGCAUGGGGGAAGGAGGUUUUGAUGUGCGCCCCGGCAUGCAAACGUCCAUCACUGUGAGAAAGAAGGUACUGGAACACCUUGGGGGUGCCUACGGUCGAUGCUCUUGGAAUGGGAGUGACGUGCCUGUGAGAAACUUGUACCCAUCCAAAUACACCGAACAGGCAUGUGUCCAUUCCUGCUUCCAGAGCAUCAUGGUGGAACGUUGUGGCUGUGCCUAUUACUUCUACCCGCUUCCCUCAGAAGCAGAGUACUGUGACUAUGCCAAGCACAUAGCAUGGGGUCACUGUUUCUACAGACUGCAGGCUGAGUUCAAAUCCAACAAGCUGGGAUGUUUCGACAAAUGCCCGAAGCUUUGUAGGGUAACCCAGUAUUUGUUAUCGGCAGCUUACUCCCAGUGGACUUCCAAGGAGUGGGUAUUUCACAUACUGGCCCAGGCAAAGGAAUACAACGUGACUCAAAGGAACAGUGUCUCCAAAGUGCAUAUCUUCUUUGACGAAUGGAGGUAUAAAGCCACCCAAGAGACUCCAGCUUUUACGGUAAAUAUGCUCAUUUCCCAACUGGGAGCCCACUGGGGUCUCUGGUUCGGCUCUUCCGUCAUUUCCCUGGUGGAAGUGUUGGAGCUGAUGAUCGACGUAGUUGCCGUCACUUGCAUCGUGUCAUUUGGCUUCUUCCACAAGAUAUCGGCCCCCGACGCCACUGAUGCUGCUGCCCCCAGUUCUUGUACGCCUGGAGAUGCUACUGUACCAUGUGACCAUGACAAGGCAGAACAUCCAGCAAAACCCUCCUCCCUAAAACCCCCAAUUGCUGAUGCUUUCCUGGAACCCAAAUACGGUGGUGAGGCUGCCUUCCAUCUUAAGCCCUGUAACCAUGAUGGGAUCACCAUUCUGGGUGAAUCUUCUGAUCCCGCUUCCAGGAGCUGCGAUUCCACUCAACCCCGACCUGGUAGCUAUCGUGAUGGUGCCUCUCAGACCCCCAGUACUCCUGUAUUCCACUCGAGUCUCCCCAUUCCUUGCAUCAUAAAGGAUUUUGUGGAUGUGGAACCUACUGGCAGAGACAGGGAUCUCGAGCUAGGGCUAUAG
This is a messenger RNA of Heteronotia binoei (common prickly gecko), 2048 nucleotides long. RefSeq names its product amiloride-sensitive sodium channel subunit alpha-like. The record is from RefSeq and is a predicted model, not a curated record. Gene Ontology annotation, biological process: sodium ion transmembrane transport. Gene Ontology annotation, molecular function: ligand-gated sodium channel activity. Gene Ontology annotation, cellular component: membrane. Lineage: Eukaryota; Metazoa; Chordata; Lepidosauria; Squamata; Gekkonidae.